Molecule: messenger RNA, 1281 nt
Organism: Danio rerio (zebrafish)
Lineage: Eukaryota; Metazoa; Chordata; Actinopteri; Cypriniformes; Danionidae
Source: RefSeq, a predicted model, not a curated record
GACUAGAUACAGGGGGUGUCUCACAUUACCCCGUUCUCCCCUAUGAUGAUUAUAAAGUAUCGAGACGAUAUAGAUAUGUUUGUUUAAGGCUAUAGUUUAAAAUACGAUAAUUAUAUUAAUCGUUGUUCAUUGCUUGUCUUAUUUUUUCCAUCUAGAGCGACAUAAGAAGGCUUUUCUCUCAGAAGUGCGCAAAAACGCUUCCAUUUUUCCGGCUAAAACGACCAGAACUAGCCUACAUAGCGUGAAGAGUCCACGAAGAUUGUUUAUUUUCCGUUGUUACCAUAAAAAAGACCCACAAACAGAGCCAGCAAAUGAAGUUAAUACGCAAUAUUCACGGUUUGUUUAUGCUUUAUUUUAGCAGGAGCAGCACAUGGAGAAGACAUUGUGACUAGCAAUGCUCUCUCUUUAAUCCGUCAGUAGAGACUCGGAGCUCUUGGACUGCAGCCAUGAGGAACCUGCUGACCACAAACGAGCAGAACUUCUACCGUGAGCUCAUCCUGAAGGAGGCUUACACACGCCUGGCCUGGAAGGUGAAAUACAGUAAGGAAUACCCUAGCAUUUUUACUUCUCGCAGACCCAAAUCCAUCGGGCUUUUUAAUCCUCCACCUGUCGAUAAACUAAUUUUACCACCUGUUGUGGAACCGCGGGAAAAGCAGCGCGCGGCUCACGCGCAGAUACAGGUGCGGCGGUCCCUCAGUGAGGCUCCUCUUAUGAGACCCGUGAGCCCGCAGACCUCAGGGGCUCUUUAUCAGGGAAUCUCCACUGAGGGCAAAGGACGACUCCUGUAUCUGAGGAAAAGGGCUCAAAAGGGGCCCGAGGAGAAGUUUGACUACCCCAUACUCUCCUCCUGGGAGUAUGGAUGGAGACUAGGUGACUUUGAGACUGACUGCCGGACUCCAGCCAAUGGGAGAUCAGGGGUGGUAAAGAGUGCUUUCUACGCCAGGAAUGGUAUUUUUAAUAUUCCCGCAGCCACUGAUCAACUCGGAUAAAACAUUAUUACGUUUUUUUUACUUGAAAAUAUGGUAUUUUCUGUACAAACCUGAAACUCUUGGAGUCUGAAGCAUUUGCUGAAGUUUAUCAUUUAUUUUAUUAGUAAAUGUUAUUUUUAUUUAAUUGACCAUGUAUAAAUAAAUAUCUAAUUAUUAUUGUUCCAAUGGCAAAAAUCAUUAUUAGAAGUCAGCUGACAGAACAUGUGUUGUAAAAACAUAUCAGUGUAAACUAGGGCUGUGCAAUAUAACGAUCUAUAUUGUAUUGACAAAAUAAAAAAGUAGUUUCAUGUUA